Messenger RNA from Chelonus insularis, 1052 nucleotides. RefSeq lists its product as uncharacterized. Gene Ontology annotation, molecular function: Toll binding; growth factor activity. Lineage: Eukaryota; Metazoa; Arthropoda; Insecta; Hymenoptera; Braconidae. The coding region runs from base 115 to 978 and encodes 287 amino acids. The transcript is spliced from 7 exons. Gene Ontology annotation, biological process: central nervous system formation; innate immune response. Gene Ontology annotation, cellular component: extracellular region. The record is from RefSeq and is a predicted model, not a curated record.
UGAGGUUGGUUUGCAAUUGUGUUAAUCAAAAGAACUUUAUCUAUAAUUGACCAAAUACAUGAAUAUUAUGAUCAUGAAAUAAACACUUGAAGUUAUAAAGUAUUCUAUACCAAAAUGAACCACAACAUUGACGGUUAUUGGGAUCCGUGGUUAAAAGUAGAAAAUGAACAUGUUCUGAUUAAAAAUGCUGAAAAUUUUUUCCAACUCUCUUUUCACGUCGACAAAAAUCCAUCCCAAGAGAUAUCUAAAGAUGUGGAAGACAGUAAACCAUCUAUAUUUAUUCAUAAUCAAGAUAAUUUGCUAGAAAUAGUGGGCAUAGGCCCAUCAAUGAAUGAGACAUCAGAGCAACUCGAAAACAAUGAGUUAUCAAAUUCUUCUUAUGUUAUCAAUGAAAAUGGACAAGACACCAACGACAGAAACGACAUUUUUAUAAGUGAAGAGAUACAGAAAAAAGUCUGGGAGAUAUUUAAUUCUAAUACCACGACGGAUCUUGUAGAUGAUGGAAUAAAAUGUAAGAAUGAAUUUGGAAUAUGUGAGGAAAUUCCUGAUUAUCCAAGUUAUUUACUUGAGAAAGAGCUAGAUGCUAAUCCAGCUUUUCGAUAUUUAGAGGUGAAUGAAACAGAUAAAGAGAUCUCAGUGGUUAUUGGAAAUAGAUUUGGAGAACCAGAUUUUCAACCUCUUUGUCAUUCCAUGAGACAAUAUCUUCGACCAAAAUCUGCUCGAACUGAGCUUGAUGAAUUAUUAUUCGUUGUCAACAACGAGAAUUUUGUUCAGAUCAUUGAAGUGGAGAUAUGCAACAAUCAUCAAAAAACUUGUGAUUUUUCUGAAAAUUUUCCUGCGGGUUAUACAUCAGUAUGCGAGCAAAAGUACGUCAAUCGUAAACUCCUUGCCAUAGAUUCGUCGAAGAAGUUAAGUCCAAAAAUAUUCAAGAUACCUGCAGGAUGUUGUUGUGGAGUGAAGUUUAAUGAUGGUUUUUGACUUCCUGCAAGUGAAUAUUUAAUGAAUGAUUUUAUAAGAUAACUUUAUUAAAAAUAUCGAUUAUCGUCCCAGUA